GCCUUGCAAGGAGACUCUAGUAACCCUGAGUGGUUUUGCCAGCGCGCCUACGCCCACAUACUUCUCAAGAACUACAGCUGUGCCGUUGAUGAUGCCAAGAAAGCCCAACAGCUAAACCCCAGCCUUCCCCUUGCCUUCAUGCGAACUGGGUGUGUGAUACAGUAUGAAAAAGAGAAUGGGGGAAAAUAGAAAAUGUGUGUGUCUUAUGUAAAGAUGAAGAAUUGUAAUUCAAAAUUUGAUACUCACCUUUUUAGUCAUCCACUGGUUUUGCCUGAAAGUAAGUCAUGUUAAGAUUCCGCUUGGUUUUUCAAUCAUCCUAAGACAUUGUGCAGUAAGAAUAGUUUUUGUGCCCUCUUUCUCAGCACAGAAAUUUCUGUCUUAUUUCUGCUAUUGAAUUUUUGGUAGCCGAAUUUUCAAAGUAUAAGAGAAACUGUUUACUAUAUCUUUAAGUGUAUAGGUAUUUAUUUUAUUCAUUUAACUAAUUUUAAAGUUAUUCCUGUUCUCAAAAACUUUGUCAAGGUUCAUUAUCAGAGAUGCACAUAACUGGUGCGUAUGUGUGGUCAAAAUAAACGAUGCACAGCAGAUAAUACGAAAAAAGGCACUUUGCGUACCAACAUUUUUGGGACACACUUACUGAAACAACAGGAUUUUCUCCAUGUAUCACUGGAUUUUCAUCCAUUCAUCAAAAUGUCCAAGAAGCAAUCUACAUUAAGUAAUUACUUUGGUGUUGCACCACCUCCAAAGAGAUGCCAGACUGAACCUUGACAUAAAAAAACGUGUAUUCGCGGAAAAGUGGCUGCAGGAAGUAGCCUGGCUCCAAACAGAUGGCGACUGCACAGAGAUGUGGUGCAAAAUAUGCUGUGAAAAUCCCAAUCUUUCAGAUAAAAGCAGCACCUUUUAUAUUGGGACAAAAAGUACAGGAAAGAGACUGUUUCAAAUGCUGAUGCUGACAGGGACAAGGCUGAUGUAUUGAGAGGUCUAAUUGACCUUUCGCAAAGUCCCCCUCCCUAGUUACUGUUGCUAUGCCCAUCAAGCUUUUCAGAACCAUCCAGGAAGUAGCCGGAAAACCCCAAAACAUGAAGGAAGAAAUCAGCGCAUUCCCAGAGAAAAUAAGUGAUGUAUUUUGGAGUAAUUCAUCCUUAAUAUCAUCCCAUGAAAGGCAGGAGGGGUUACAGUAUGCAGGAGGGAUACAUUCAGAAUAUUAAAAGUAAAACUGACUUUUAUGGACUCCGGGCUGCCAGGUGGGACUGUAAUUGAGGGUAAAACUUACCGGUCGCAGUCAAAGAAUGAGAAAACCCAUCAGCUAAUUCUGAAACACAUUGUGGACCAAUUGUGCUCCUGCACUGUAGGAAUUGCAGAGUACCACCUGAACCACUUUGAGUCAUCAUACGAAGCCUUCACUCAGGGACACCAGCUGGACAGUUCUAACAAAACCUUUGAGAUUUGGAUCCAGCGCUGUGAGGAGAUGAUAGGAAAGCAGAAUCAGAACGGCAACGUCAGCAGGACACCGGCAGCUCCACCUGCCAAACAUGACUGGUACCAGACAGAGUCUCAUGUCAUCAUCACAAUCAUGGCAAAAAAUGUCCCGAAGGAUGGCGUUUGUGUCAACUUCAGCGAGAGAGAACUGUCUGCCACAGUGCAACUGGCGUCGGGGGAAGACCACAGCUUCAACAUCCAUCUUCUCCACCCAAUUGUCCCUCAACAGAGCACCUUCAAGAUCCUCACCACUAAGGUGGAGCUCAAGAUGAAGAAAACAGAAGCCGUCAGGUGGGAGAAACUGGAAGGGGAAGGACAGCAGUCCAACAUCAAACAUUUCACCCCCAACCAGUACCCAUCAUCAUCCCACUACACUCGCAAUUGGGACAAGGUGGUGGUUGACAUCAGUGAGGAGGAGAAGAAGGAGAAUCUGGAGGGAGAUGCAGCGCUUAACAAGCUCUUCCAGCAGAUCUACACCGAUGGCUCUGACGAGGUCAAGCGUGCGAUGAACAAGUCGUUUAUGGAGUCAGGUGGUACAGUCCUGAGCACCAACUGGAAAGAUGUGGGCACUAGAAAAGUGGAGAUGAGUCCACCCGAAGAUGUUGAAUUCAAGAAGUACUGAACCACCUCCGUGUCCCUCUCUUUCAAGCGCUCUCUCUUUAAUUUACUCUCUUUUCUGACUUUAUCUUCACCCAUCUUUUUCCAUCGCCCCUCCAAUGGAAGUCAUCAUCAAUCUCACAUCCCAGCUUCCCCUAACGCACACACCACCUUCCCCAAAUAAACCAAUUGAUCCACAGUACUGGUGUGGUCCUGCUUCAGUACAGUGACCAACAAUCCAGGUCUUUAUCACCAGACCAAACCACAGGGCAGCGGUGAGGCGUUUCACAUGGCUGCACUUCUGAACUGUGCUGCCCUCCAACUGAUGACUGGAGCAGCGCCGAACCCAUGUGAUGGAGGGCAGGUGUAGAUAUCGUCCCGAGAAGUCAUUAGAAUACUCUUGCUGGGCAGGUUUGAUUGAUAACAAUAAACAGCUAAAUGGUGAUCGAUUUCAGAAGGGAACUCAUGUCUGAACAAGGGUCGCAGACAAGACCUCAGUGGAUCGGAGGGGUUUUUAAUUGUCAUUGGUACCCUUUCUCUGCGCUCUCCCCACAGCCCAGAGAAUCUCUGUGAGGAAACCCUGUAAGGAUGUUUCACUAUCACCAUUUGUAUAAAAUUGCAUAGACUAAAUAAAAAGGAUCCAUUGUG
Molecule: messenger RNA, 2721 nt
Organism: Lampris incognitus (smalleye Pacific opah)
Lineage: Eukaryota; Metazoa; Chordata; Actinopteri; Lampriformes; Lampridae
Gene: sugt1
Product: SGT1 homolog, MIS12 kinetochore complex assembly cochaperone
Exons: 12
Coding region: 1223-2098 (291 amino acids)
Biological process (GO): protein stabilization
Molecular function (GO): protein-folding chaperone binding
Source: RefSeq, a predicted model, not a curated record